UCUACAUUUCAUCCUUUUGGAGACGUUCUAGGGACACUCAUGGUAGCUCAACUUAAAAUUGUAUUGUGGGAAACAGUAUUCGGUUCAACAAAGCUGGAACAUGCGUGUCAAGUCAACAGGGCUCAAGAACGGCAAACGUGAUACACAACUUCAGAAGAACCUGCUGCCACAGCUGUCGUGAAGAAAGGGGAAGGUUUAAUUAGAUGUUUUAGGGAGUUAGCCCGUUUUGUCUGGCUGACGAUCUUUUCGGGGAUUUUACUCUAUAGGGCUAAUGCAUUGUCUUCCAUUGACAUGCAGAGAUUAACAUAGAAGUGGACCUCGACAACCGCGGCAAGUCAGACAAUGCGAACCCAAUUUCCAAGCGCUUCUGUUACACCCGCCAGUGCGCGAGCGGACCAUGCACACGCUAUGCAUGCUUUGUGGUCAGCAUGGCAUACGGCAAUAUAAGUGCUGUGCACAUAGUAUCUGAUGUAAUUUUUCACGUUUAAGAGCCGUUUUUGUCCUGCGAUAUUAGUAGAGCUCAUGACUUCACGUUGAGACGGAGAAACACCGGUGGUGCAAGAUGUUGGCUUUGGAAAUGCUGACUUCCUUAUCGGUGCUCAGUUGUACUGUCUGUGGUUAUUCAUCCUGGGGUAAUAUAAACGCCCGACUACCCAACCACGUUAACGAACUGGACAAAACCCCAUCCCAACCGCACAUCAUUUUUAUCAUGGUCGACGAUCAAGGGUUCCGUGAUGUGGGUUAUCACGGAUCUGAAAUCAAGACGCCGGCAAUAGACAGACUCGCUGCCACCGGAGUGAAGUUGGAGAAUUAUUACGUGCAGCCUCUCUGCAGCCCUUCCCGAAGUCAGCUCAUGACUGGCAGGUACCAGAUCCACACGGGCCUCCAGCACUCCAUCAUCCGGCCCACGCAGCCCAACUGCCUGCCCCUAGAGAAUGUCACGCUCCCCCAGAAGCUGAAGGAGGCCGGCUACGCCACGCACAUGGUGGGCAAGUGGCACCUGGGCUUCUACAAGCGCGGCUGCAUGCCCACGCAGCGCGGCUUCGACACCUUCUUCGGCUCGCUGCUGGGCAGCGGCGACUACUACCGCCACUACAAGUGCGACGGGCCCGGCAUGUGCGGCUACGACCUGCACGAGGGCGAGGAGGCGGCGUGGGAGCAGGACCGCGGCGUCUACUCCACGCUCAUGUACACGCAGAAGGCCGUGCGCAUCCUGGCGUCGCACGACGCCCGCCGCCGCCCGCUCUUCCUCUACCUGGCCUACCAGGCGGUGCACUCGCCGCUGCAGGUGCCCGGCUACCUGGAGCGCUACAAGGCCAUCCCCAACCUGCACCGCCGCAAGUACGCCGCCAUGGUCAGCUGCCUGGACGAGGCCGUGCACAACCUCACCGUGGCGCUCAAGCGCUACGGCUACUACCACAACGCCGUCAUCGUCUACUCGUCCGACAACGGCGGGCAGCCGAUGGCCGGCGGCAGCAACUGGCCGCUGCGGGGGAGCAAGGGCACGCUGUGGGAGGGGGGCGUCCGCGCCGUGGGCUUCGUGCACAGCCCGCUGCUGGUCAAGAAGGGCGUGCGCUGCCGGGGCCUGAUGCACAUCACCGACUGGUACCCGACGCUGGUCACGCUGGCGGGCGGCGCGCUGGGCGAGGAGCAGAGCCUGGACGGCUACGACGUGUGGGAGAGCAUCAGCGAGGGCCGGCCGUCGCCGCGCCAGGAGCUCCUGCACAACAUCGACCCCAUCUACGUCCGCGCCAAGAACGGCUCGUGGAAGGCCGGCCACGGCCUGUGGGACACGGCCGUCCAGGCGGCGCUCCGCGUGGGCCAUUGGAAGCUGCUGACCGGCGUGCCGGGCUACGGCGACUGGGUGCCGCCGCAGACCUUCUCCACCGUCCUGCUCGCCAAGCGCUGGCACAGCGAGCGCGUGCGCUGGGACCGCGGCCAGUCGCUCUGGCUCUUCAACAUCAGCGCCGACCCCUACGAGCGCGUGGACCUGAGCCAGCGCUUCCCGCACGUGGUCAAGAAGAUGCUCAUGCGCCUGGCGCGGUACAACCGCACGGCAGUGCCCGUGCGCUACCCGGCCAAGGACUACCGCUCCAACCCGCAGUACAACGGGGGCGUGUGGGGACCCUGGUAUAAGGACGAGGAGGAUGAUGACGAUGACGACGAUGACGACGACGACGAUGACGACAUGGAGAACAAUCUAUUCAACAACCAUUUAGGGCAGACGAAACGGAAAGGGAAAAUGCGACGCAAGAGCAAGCUUCGGCGAAAGGGCUGAGGCAUCUUUUAAAAGAUUAUUAGCUGUUUUCAUCCAUCCAGUGAAUCUGGCCAGAUUGGUGAAUCUCAGGGAAUGAGACAGACUCCUAUCGUCUGUUUGGUUGGUCGUCUCCACUGAUUUUAAAACUGACUCAUAUUUUCAUAUUUUCCACGUCGAGCACCAAAUGUUCUCCUCGGUUCCGAGAGGACAAAGUGAGCCACUUGAAACACUGCUGUUCGCCCCCCCAACAACUCAAACCUCAGACUGUGACAGAUGGGCUACGAUUGUGCAAAAAAUAUUUAUUUAUUUUUCUUUACUUAGUGCAUGCAUGAAGUUUCAGUGAAUCAGAGUCUUAAUAAAUGUCUUAUUUGUUUAGAUAAAAAGCAAGAAAGUAGGACCUUAUUUGAGUUUUUGAACUAGACGGAGCCAAACUUUUGGCUGUAUUUUAAUGGAGGAGUAAUAUUCAUGUCACUUUUUUGAGCUUGAUCAGCUUUAAAAGGACAGACGCCACAGAAAAGAUGUGGAAUUUCCUUGUUACUGUAAACUCUCAGAGACAGAAGUGUGUGGACACCUCAGUGGACAGGAAUUUUUGAACCACGUACAGUACGUACACAGACACUCUCUCCCUCAGCUUUGUCUGGGCUGGGUCCAACUCAACUUGAAUGUAAGACAAAUAAAGCAUUCUGAAGCAAACAUCCCUCCAUCUCUCUCUCUCUCCCUCCAUUCUUUUCCACAUUUAUUAUAGG
This is a messenger RNA of Alosa alosa (allis shad), 3003 nucleotides long. It is a transcript of the gene arsj, whose product is annotated as arylsulfatase family, member J. The record is from RefSeq and is a predicted model, not a curated record. NCBI's taxonomy places the organism in Eukaryota, Metazoa, Chordata, Actinopteri, Clupeiformes, Clupeidae.